AGCUGUAACGCUGACUCUGAAGGCCCCGUGCUACAACUGAUUUGGGACUGAUCUGAUUGCUACUAGCUACUGUUUCAAUAUGUCGACAACUCCCCUCACUGCUGCUCUGCUUAUCGUGAGUGACACUUGUUCAAGAGACACCUCACAAGACAAAUCUGGCCCAAAGCUCAAAGCUGUGCUCAUCGAAGCAUCUCCUCGUUGGCAGAUUCAACACCUGGCCAUCUGUGCAGAUGAGAUACCAGAGAUCCAAAAGCACGUACGUGGAUGGGCUGCUGAUGGCAUCAAUCUUGUCAUCGCUUCCGGUGGUACAGGCUUUGCAGAGCGUGACGUGACGCCUGAGGCCAUCGAGCCAAUCCUGACAAAACGAGCACCUGGCCUCGUUCAUGCCAUGUUUGCAGCAAGUCUUGAAAUCACACCUCUCGCUGCCAUGGCAAGACUCGUUGCUGGUGUGUGUGACAAGACGCUAGUUGUAACGAUACCAGGAAGCCCUAAGGGUGCUGUGGAGAACUUGCAGGCUAUUGUCAAGUUACUCCCGCAUGCUUGUGAUCUUGCUGCCAAUACCGUUCAGUCACGCAUGGUACAUGCUCAAGGAACGGGCCCUAUUGAACAACAAGCUGGCCUAUCGCCAAGCUUUGUCAAAGAUGAGGAGUCCGGCCAUCGCUGUACUGGUCAUCACGAUCAUGCAUCCGAUGCAGCACCAUCAACGAAUGACCCGCUUGCACCCGUCACGCGACGUCAACGACAUUCACCAUGGCCCAUGAUUUCUGUUGUUCAAGCACAUCAAAUCAUCCUCGAACAGCAAAUCACACAAGCUCACUUGCGAAAGGAGAAUCGAUCUUUCUAUGAUAAGUCCCUGGUCGGUAGUAUUCUCGCCGAAGAUGUCUAUGCAGACGAUGACGUUCCGGCAUUUCGCGCGAGUAUCGUGGACGGGUAUGCCAUUCAGGCCAAGCAUGGACCAGGCGUGUAUCGUGUCGCUGGUGUUGCCCAUGCUGGUGAUUCAGCUGACCAAGUGACGGACGGCAAGACGGUCGUUCGCAUCACGACAGGUGCGCCGAUUCCUGACGGUGCGGAUGCGGUUGUCAUGGUGGAAGAUACCGAACUUGACAGUGCCUCUACACAAGGCGAAGAGACAACCGUCAAGAUCAACGCCUUGGCGAACGUUGGCGAGAAUGUGCGUGAAAUUGGGUCAGACAUCAAAAAGGGAGUUUUGAUGUUGAGAGCUGGCACGACAUUGACGACAACAGGCGGCGAGAUUGGGCUGCUUGCUUCUGCAAGAGAUGCAGAGACUGGCAUCUCUGUAUGGCGGAAAGCAGUCGUUGGCGUGAUGAGUACUGGCAAUGAGCUUGUUGAACCUGGUUCCAGCCAACCCCUCAAUCCUGGUCAAGUGCGAGACUCGAAUCGUGCUUCGUUGCUCGCGGCUGUUCGUGGCUACGGCUUUGAUGCAGUUGAUUUUGGCAUUGUCGCCGACAAAUUUGGUACACUCUCAGCAGCACUGAAGAAAGCAACAGAUCAGGUCGACUUGCUCAUCACAACGGGUGGUGUGAGCAUGGGUGAGAUGGAUCUGUUGAAACCGACCUUGCAACGAGAACUCGGUGCAACACUGCAUUUCGGUCGUGUAGCAAUGAAGCCUGGCAAGCCCACAACAUUUGCGACAGUACCGCAUGAUCAUAAGCCAUCGACAUUGGUGUUUGCACUACCUGGCAAUCCUGCGUCAGCGCUUGUGACGUUUCACUUGUUUGUGUUGCCUGCGCUGCGUCGUUUGAGCGGCUACCCAGAGCAGCAACUCCAUCUUCCUCGCAUUCCUAUUUGUCUCGAUGGACCUGUCGCGUUGGACGCACGACCAGAGUAUCAUCGUGUUGUCAUCAGUGUGACACAAGCAGGCAAGUUGAAGGCCAGAAGCACAGGCGGUCAACGGAGUUCACGCGUGGGGAGUCUUGUCUGCAAUGGAUUCCUGUGUCUGCCGGCAAAAACGCCAGAAAAGGAGAAACUUGAUGUGGGUGAUACGGUGGAAGCUAUGCUCUGUGGUGAGCUGCAGCUGUCUAAGGAUUAGGUCUUGCUUUUCAUAGUUGAAUAUUCACUAUUUCCCCUGAAU
Protomyces lactucae-debilis is the source of this 2092-nucleotide messenger RNA. RefSeq names its product MoaB/Mog domain-containing protein. Gene Ontology annotation, cellular component: cytoplasm; cytosol. Gene Ontology annotation, molecular function: molybdopterin molybdotransferase activity. Bases 80 to 2050 code for a protein of 656 amino acids. Gene Ontology annotation, biological process: molybdenum incorporation into molybdenum-molybdopterin complex; Mo-molybdopterin cofactor biosynthetic process. The record is from RefSeq and is a predicted model, not a curated record. Lineage: Eukaryota; Fungi; Ascomycota; Taphrinomycetes; Taphrinales; Protomycetaceae. The transcript has 2 exons.